This is a messenger RNA of Penicillium macrosclerotiorum, 1209 nucleotides long. Its product is annotated as putative extracellular exo-polygalacturonase. Bases 1 to 1209 code for a protein of 402 amino acids. Gene Ontology annotation, biological process: carbohydrate metabolic process. Gene Ontology annotation, molecular function: polygalacturonase activity. The transcript has 2 exons. The record is from RefSeq and is a predicted model, not a curated record. NCBI's taxonomy places the organism in Eukaryota, Fungi, Ascomycota, Eurotiomycetes, Eurotiales, Aspergillaceae.
AUGGGUGUCGCAAAGAGACUAUGUCCGCUUCUCGCCACGAUCCCACUCGCGCUGGCACUACCAGACGCAUCGCGCGUUCUGAAUGCUCGCGCCUCGACCUGCACCCCCGUGGCUGGCGGGUCGUCAUCCACUGACGACGUCCCUGCCAUUACCUCGGCGAUCGCAUCCUGCAGCAGCGGCACGAUUGUGAUUCCCUCGGGAACAACAUACUAUCUAAAUAGCGUUCUGGAUUUCGCAGGCUGCAGUGGCUGUGACUUCCAGGUAGAAGGUCUGCUUAAAUUCGCCUCGUCGACCAGCUACUGGGAGGGGCGCACAGCAAUGAUCAAUGUCAAGAAUAUUGACGGGAUCAAGAUCCGGUCUCUAACGGGAAAUGGAGUAAUCGACGGCAAUGGCCAGGAUGCUUGGGAUGUCUUCGCCUCGGAUAGCAGCUACGAUCGCCCAACGCUUCUCUAUAUCACGGGCGGUUCCGACAUCACCGUGUCCAACUUACGACAGAAGAACCCGCCCAACGUGUUUAUUUCCGUCAAGGGGGGCAGUAGCGACGUGGUAUUCUCAAACUUGAAGAUGGACGCCACGUCGAAGAGCGACAACGCGCCCAAGAACACAGACGGCUUUGAUAUUGGGGAGAGUACCAAUGUGGUCAUCAGCAACGUCAAGGUCACGAACGACGACGAUUGCGUUGCAUUCAAACCUGGAGCGAACGGCGUCACAGUGACCGACAUCACCUGCAUCGGCAGCCACGGUCUGUCUGUGGGAUCUCUCGGCAAGGGUUCGGAUGACACAGUCAAGAAUGUGUAUGUGUCUGGUGCCACGAUGGUGAACUCAACCAAAGCCGCGGGCAUCAAGACUUAUCCAUCUGGUGGGAGCCAUGGACAGUCGACCGUCACAAAUGUGACCUGGAACGAUGUCACGGUCGACGGGUGCGACUACGCCAUCCAGAUCCAGAGUUGCUACGGCGAAGAUGCGGAUUAUUGCGAGGAUUACCCUGGCACUGCAGAUCUGACCGAUAUUAUCUUCGAGAACUUCAGCGGCACGACUAGCGGCAAAUACGACGACGUCACUGGAAAUCUCGACUGUGGAGCGGACGGAACUUGCGGCGUCAAGGUCAGCUCAUAUACAGUGAAAGCUCCGGACGGGAAGAGCGAGGUACUGUGCGCAAACACCCCGUCAAAUCUAGGGGUGACAUGUACAUCAGGGGCCUCGGGAUAA